Molecule: messenger RNA, 702 nt
Organism: Racocetra persica
Lineage: Eukaryota; Fungi; Glomeromycota; Glomeromycetes; Diversisporales; Gigasporaceae
Source: the annotation of a GenBank genome assembly
AUUGUUGGAUUAAGUACAAAUAUAGAAUUCUUGAAAAGAAUAGUUUCGCAUCCUGCUUUCAUACAAGGAGAUGUUGAAACUGGAUUUAUUGCGAAACAUGAAAAAGAAUUAUUUGCACCUAACCCAGAAGUAUCAUCUUAUGUUAUUGCUCAAGCUGCUUUGUCAUUAAUCUUGAAGGAGCAUCAAGAAUUAAAGAACGCUGCUAUCAGAUCAUUUGAUCCAUAUUCGCCUUGGGCAUCAUAUUUCGGCUAUCGUCUUAAUGCACAUUAUGAACGAAAUAUUUUAUUCCAUGGCCAAAAUGAUCAUGUUACUGGUCAUUGGGAUGAAGUAGAAAAGCAGAUUAUAGCAGAUAUUGGUGGUAUACGGUUUAAAAGUCAUAUCAUAAUAGAAAAAAAUAAUAGAUUAAUUAUCUUCGAUCAGGAUGGAAAAGUAGUUUUACAUAUCCCAGAACCUUUAUAUCUUAGUUCAGGUGUUUUAGAUAUGGCACAUUCUAUUAAAACACCAAUGCCGUGCAAAAUUUCUCAGGUACUUGUUCAACCUGGACAAACAGUUGAAAAGGGAAUGCCUUUAUUGGUGUUAGAAGCAAUGAAAAUGGAGCAUGUAGUAAAGUCUCCAUUUACUGGCAAGAUUGAAAAAGUUUAUUAUAAUGUUGGUGAUUUAGUUGAAGAAAAUAAAGAACUGGUUGCUUUUGCUGAAGAAUGA